AAAGUUCCUCGAGCGGUACCGGCAGUGCGUUAUCCGAGCUUACUCUCGCGCGUAUGUAAAACGAGUCAGCCCAAUCGUCAGGUGAAAACUCUAGUCUUGGUGCUCGCUGAAAACACAGCUAUCGACCGCUAGAAUAUCAUAUUCAGGCAGAAUAAGUGCUAGGAACACAAGGGACUGUGACCUCGAUCGGAACUGUUGACAAGCUCCCCGGAGGGAGUUUCGUCGAGUCUCAGCAUCCAAAACGAGAAUGGUCUUAUGAGGGCGGUGUGCUCGAAUUCGGAGUGCGUUCUGAUUUCGGCGAAGCUCUUCUGAAGCGAUUCCGUUCGGGAUUCCGCGUGCGCAAGCCAUCCUCAGUAGUUCCGGCCUUCAGGUGAAUAAUCAUGGGGAGCUUCAUCGGGCAUUUCCUGCCGGGAUUCACCUUCACCCUCGUUUCACUCUGGUGGAUGCUCGCGAUAUCAGCUCAACAAGCCAUUAAUCCGAGAGCUUUCCGAAAUCGCGCAAGUCAUCCGUGGCCUGGGCGCAGGUUGAGUCCGGAAACGUGGUUGAAGAUCAUCAUCUCACCCAUCGGAAUCAUAGGAGAGGCGUACACGGCCUUCGAGGACGGUCGAUUCUCCCAUCUGGGUAACUUGCAGCACAUGACCAUGUACACUUUUUUCCUGAUCAGUGGAAUAAUCGACUUGUGGAGCGCGCGGAAAAGCAUUGGACGAAGAUUGCCCCCCGGCAGUGAUUUUGCGGCGAUCAUUGUCGCCGCUAUGGUGGAGUGGCUGCUGUUCAGGUUCCAUCUACACGGCAGAGAUCCUCUCGACGUGCUGGUUCACACUUUGCUGGGUUUCACAAUCGUGGCCAUCGUAUUGAUAGUCCUCGCCGAGUGCGUAUUCCGUGAAAGCGUGCUCCUUGGAUACAUGAGAGCGAUCGCUGUUUUGACGCACGGCCUCUGGUUCAUAUCUGUCGGCUACAUUUUACACAAUCCCUGGGGUCCACCGCCCUUCGAUGCCAAUGAUCAUGGAUCUCACAUGGUGGCCACAUGUAUCUUCACAUGGCAUGUCCUUGUUGCGACUCUCAUCUGUGGCUUCAUUGUCGUGGCUACCCACAAGAAAUUCGGCACCGGAUCGAUCGAGACGGAGUACACUCGAUGUCCUGAACGAGAGGAAGCCGCCCUCAAGGGAUUUGAGAACGAUGAUUUUUGAAGAUCGUUGAAUGAUUCUUGGCAUUCGUUCUGAUACUCGGCAACGACCAGGGAUUCCGAACAGAUUUCCGCGUCAGAGCGGGGCUGUGGUCGUCUCCUUGGCUGAACAGAUGCUAAAAAUGUGUCAACUUCGGGCCCGGCCAGAGGAACUUGGUUGCUCGCAGGACAUUUCGGUGCGACGUUCUUGUCUCCACGAACAACUGAGAAGCUCGGGGAUCUCUAAAUUGAAACUCAUGAGGAUUCAUGACGUGUAAUUCUAAUAUGGACAAUAUUCCUCCGAGCUCGCAUCUCCCGACGCUCCUAGAAGUCUUUUGAGUGCGGAGUGUGGCGAUAAUCCCCGAUCCCUCAAAAUUUCAUCCUUGAUUCUCUGUUCACGUCGUGAUUCGUGUUCACUCUUCCUCUGAGUAAGCACAUGGAACUCUCGAAGAUUCGCAGUGAGGACUCUGUAUGAUGAUGUGUAAAUAAAUCAUGGUUGAUCAAAGGAAGGUUUCG
Messenger RNA from Galendromus occidentalis (western predatory mite), 1678 nucleotides. Its product is annotated as transmembrane protein 45B. The record is from RefSeq and is a predicted model, not a curated record. The transcript is spliced from 8 exons. The coding region runs from base 381 to 1187 and encodes 268 amino acids. Lineage: Eukaryota; Metazoa; Arthropoda; Arachnida; Mesostigmata; Phytoseiidae.